CUUCUCAUGCACGCAUGCGCUGUGAGGCAUUGUGAGAAAAUGGCAGACGUCUCUUUGGAUGAAGUGAUACGACAGCGCGGUAUUAACCUCAAGGCACCAGCAAAACGACCCAUGUUUGGACGGGGUGCUGGAGGAGUUGGCAAGAGUUUUGACGCUCGCCAGAAGAUUGGAGCUAAUGAUGUCAGACAGCGGCUUGGAGGAGGAGCAGUUUUUCAAGUGAAAGAUGCCAGAGAAAAGCUGGGUCAGAAGGAUGCUCGCUUUAAAAUCCGUGGCAGGGGAGGAGCAGCGGGAGGUGGUUCAGGAGCAGGAGGAGUGCAGGAUGCCCGUCAGAUGAUCAACUCACGCAAACAGGGGCAGAAUCAGUUCGGUAUCCCUGCACAUAUCGCACCAAAGACGGCAGUAACACACCAUCUGCAGAGCCAGACACUUGUGCCGCAGAUACAGAUACACACCAACAACGAUCUUGCCGGUGUGAACUCGAGGCAGUUUGGCCCGAAUGGUCAAGGAGGACUGAGUGUGAGGGGCAGCCUAACGCCACAGCUAAGCAAUAAUAAAAGAAUGAUGGAUGCUCGUGAUAGACUGAGCCUCAAAAGGAGCAUUGGAGGGACACAGGCAUCUGUCGCACCUCCCCUAAAAAUAACCAAGACCAUCCAGCAACGUCCAGUAGGAGCGGGGAUGUCGGCUGGAAUACGUGCAGCUUCACAGCCUCUCUCAAAUGAGCAUGAUGCCCACAGUAAACAAAUAAAGAUCACUACAGCUAAUAAUAUGCUACAGUCACGGCCCGGUACAGUGGGCUCCACAUUCUCCAUGUCAGCCCCAAUCACCAAGGUGGUUAAAAAUGAUGCUUACACAGCCCCACGUCCUCCUGUGCCUGUGGCUCCCACCCGACCCAACACCAGCAUGGCUGCCACCCGGUCCUCAGCUGCAGCCCUACAACCAGUCUCCAGGACUCUCCAGCAAAGCCCAGCAGAAACCACCACAACAGCUCCUGCUCCCCCUCAGCCUACUUUCAGUCCUUUGGAGGGGACAAAAAUAACAGUGAACAACUUGCACCCCCGGGUCACUGAGGAAGACAUAGUUGAACUGUUCUGUGUGUGCGGGGCCUUGAAGCGAGCACGGCUGGUGAAGGUGGGCGUGGCUGAAGUGGUGUUUGUGCGUAAAGAGGAUGCCGUGAGCGCAUACAGGAAGUACAACAACCGCUGCCUGGACGGUCAACCCAUGAAGUGUAACCUUCAUAUUCAGGGAAAUGUCAUCACUUCUGAUCAGCCCAUUCUAUUGAGGCUCAGUGACACUCCAGGCAGCAGUACAAAGAAAGAAGGUCUGCCGCCCUCUUUGACUCGCCCGUUCGGCCAGCGAGCCUCCUCUCAGCCUACCCCAGAGGUUGACCCUCAGACCAUCCUCAAAGCUCUGUUCAAGUCCACCGCACAGUCCACCUCCACCACCGAGCCCCCCAGCUCACAGGCCACUGCCUUUCGCAUCAAGAUAUAGCUCGUGUCUAGUGUGACUAGACCGUCUGUUCAUAUACAUAUUACUGCAUUCUCAGUGUUUCACCUUGACAGCAGGCAGCCCACAGUCUCUCUCUCUCAUAUGAAACUGAUUUUUACACAUUUGAUAUUCAUGACUUCUCUGAACGGGAAAUCGUGGAUACGCAAAAUCGUGGUUUUGGUUUUGUGAUAUCCAUAUGUUACCCGUUUUGUUUCUGGGAUGGCCUAGUGGAAGAAAGUGUGUUGUGAUUUGUUGUUUUAAUCCAAUGUGGUGGGGUAUGCCAAAUCAAACUGGAUGUGUAGGGAUUUUUAUUAUUAUUUUUUUUAUUCAUUUGCGUACGAGCACAUUUGAAUUUUUUUUUUUUUUUUUUUUUUAAUACUCCAGUUAAUCUCCACCCCCACAUCUACAAAAAAAAAGGCAGUGCAGAAGAAAGACAAAAAAAUCAAAUUGGCAGACACCGAGCAGCAUUGUCAUUGAGAGAUGCGUUAUGUUAAAGCGCUUUGUACAUCCACACAUCUGGGUGCGCACAGACCAUAGAAAUAAAACGGAAUAAAAUAAAGACCAAACAAACACACAAUACAUUAGAUACCCUAGCUAUCUGAUUUAGGCGGGACAAAGAAAGUUGUCAUCAUACAACCAUCAACCUGAAAAGAGGUAUUCCUAGCCAACAUGACUGAAACACUUGUGGAGAAACUAUAAUACUAAGUCAUCAUGUUGAUAUAUAUUUUGAUUUUGUUUUUACCAGCCUUGUAGCAUCCACAUUCUUGUGUGCUCGGUUUGUGACUAGUUUUACUUGGUUGUCCAGGUUUGAAGCAGUAUAUGUUUUAAUUCCUCCUAGUAUACAUUACACUUGAUUUAUGUUCAAAGCCUGUAAAUUACUUUCUGUUGCUUUCUUGCUAUGUCAGUCAAGAGACUAGAGAGGUCAGAUAUGUCUGUGAAAUGUCGCCAUUAAAUAUUUAGCUUUGUA
Molecule: messenger RNA, 2452 nt
Organism: Perca fluviatilis (European perch)
Lineage: Eukaryota; Metazoa; Chordata; Actinopteri; Perciformes; Percidae
Gene: poldip3
Product: polymerase (DNA-directed), delta interacting protein 3
Biological process (GO): mRNA export from nucleus
Cellular component (GO): nucleus
Molecular function (GO): mRNA binding
Source: RefSeq, a predicted model, not a curated record